AGAUUUGUGCUAUUUACUAACGAAAUUAUAUAAAUUGCACAAGACAGCUUAAAAAUUAAUUAUGAUAAAUCAUGAAUAUUGAUAGUGAAAAAAUGCUUGUUGUAAAUUCAAGUGCAAAUUUGUCGCAAGAAAGCCAAAGUUUCGCGGAAACCUGCAAUGUGUUAGACGGUCUAGAAAAUUUGGCAAAUGUCUGCCGAACAUGUGCAAAUGUAACAGAGUUUGUUAUACCCAUAUUCGUCGGUGAGGGUCUACACAAUAACUUGGCACAAAAAAUUCAGCAACAUCUUCCAAUAAAGAUAUCAGAGGAUGAUGUUCUGCCGCACGUGGUCUGCUACCAGUGUGCCAGCACUAUCCUCGCCUGGCACGACCUUGUGGAGUGUUGCCUCCAGGCUGACGUGACGCUGCAGCAGCGAAUAUCUUCACUUACUAAUGAAACAGAGCUGAAAAAAAAUUCAAACCAAAGAUUAGAGGAUAAUGAAGAAAGUUCUGCCAAAAAGUCCGACGAUAAGCGGGACGAUGUCGCGAGGCCGAUCUACCGGCUCGAACCCGCCCAGGCGGCGGCCCCCCCUCCGGUGCCCCCGCGGACCUGCACCUACUGCCGGGCGGAGUGCCCCGAGCCCCAACUCAAGGAGCAUCUGAUAUCGACGCACUCGGAGCUACUGUUCCGUUGCGACGAGUGCGACAGCUACGUCGACCGCCAGGACUUCGUCGAGCACAUGUCGCAGCACGCCGUCGAGUACGCCGCCGACGCCGCGGGGCCGCUCGAUGACGCGGGGGAGACCCGCCCAGCCGACGUGCCCGGGGACCCCGGGGGACGGGGGGGCGACCGCACGGGAGACGGGGUCGAAAAUGAGGACGGAGAAGCGACGGGACAGGAGAGAGACGGGGGCGCCUCGGUGAACGAAGACGACUUCUCGGACCGCAGCGACGCGGAGUACUUCGGCGAGCUGCCCGACUCCGUGUUCGAGGCCAUCGAGGACUCGCAGGACACGCACGCGGCCGACGACGGCGACCGCCUCUCGCGGACCGACGCCGCGACCCCCACCGUCCCCGUGGCGCCGCUCGCGGGACCCCCCGUCGACGGGAGGAAAACGAAAAAGGAGCGGGCGUGCCCCGUCUGCUCGAAGGUGUACACCGCCAGCUCCAGCUACUUCUACCACCUGAAACACGCGCACGGCGCCGGCCAGCAGCACGAGUGCGACGUCUGCGGGAGGAGGUUCAGCGCCAAGCCGACGCUGGCGCAGCACCUGCUCAUCCAUGCGGCGGAGCGGCCGUACGCGUGCGCGCAGUGCGGCAAGACGUUCCGCGCGCGCGCCGCUCUCUACGUGCACGAGCAGACGCACGGCGGGCGCAGGACGCACGCGUGCGGGGAGUGCGGGCGCUCGUUCCGCUGGCGCGCGCACCUCGAGCGGCACCGGCGGCGGCACGAGGGCGGGCGCGAGCACGCGUGCGACGUCUGCGGGCGGACAUUCAACGUGCGCGCUGACCUGCUGCGGCACGCGCGCACGCACGCGGCGGCCGCGCUGCCGUGCCCGCACUGCGAGCUGCGGUUCGCGCAGCCCCGCUACCUGCGCGCGCACCUCAACAACAAGCACGCCGCCGAGGGAGGAGUCGUGAAAUGAAAUACAUUGCUUUU
This is a messenger RNA of Aricia agestis (brown argus), 1636 nucleotides long. RefSeq names its product zinc finger protein 771-like. Lineage: Eukaryota; Metazoa; Arthropoda; Insecta; Lepidoptera; Lycaenidae. The record is from RefSeq and is a predicted model, not a curated record. Gene Ontology annotation, biological process: regulation of transcription by RNA polymerase II. The transcript is spliced from 5 exons. Gene Ontology annotation, cellular component: nucleus. Gene Ontology annotation, molecular function: RNA polymerase II transcription regulatory region sequence-specific DNA binding; DNA-binding transcription factor activity, RNA polymerase II-specific; zinc ion binding. The coding region runs from base 72 to 1622 and encodes 516 amino acids.